CGAAAGUUGAAAUUAAGAGGAAAGGAGAGACGAAAUUCGGUGAGCUCUAUGGUUCCAUGGCUUUAGAGAUGCAUGCAGCAACACCACUGCCAGCGGUGGGGAAGCGCCGCCUGGAAUUUGUUGUUUGUGGUCGAAUGACGAGGCAGUGGAGAGCUUAUUGUAGUUCUGCGUUUCUGAAUAGCAGAUCCUGGGCGGAGAGCUCCGAUCGGCAAAAGCAAAGAAGAGGAAGGAAGGCAAUAAAGGGGGAAGUGAGAGAGCAGAGAGAGAUCGAGAAAAUGGUGGGUUGAGGAAGAUGUGAUGUGAAGAGACAAGAGUUUGUCGUUUCUUUCUUUAUUGUGGUGGGACGACUUUUUUAUAUUGUUAAUAAUAACAAUUUUAUAAUUAUUUCAAUUUUUAGCUGGUGAAUAUAAGUAG
Linum tenue is the source of this 414-nucleotide messenger RNA. The record is from the annotation of a GenBank genome assembly. Lineage: Eukaryota; Viridiplantae; Streptophyta; Magnoliopsida; Malpighiales; Linaceae.